Oncorhynchus tshawytscha (Chinook salmon) is the source of this 2245-nucleotide messenger RNA. Its product is annotated as NF-kappa-B inhibitor-interacting Ras-like protein 1. The transcript is spliced from 4 exons. Gene Ontology annotation, biological process: canonical NF-kappaB signal transduction. The record is from RefSeq and is a predicted model, not a curated record. Lineage: Eukaryota; Metazoa; Chordata; Actinopteri; Salmoniformes; Salmonidae. Gene Ontology annotation, molecular function: GTP binding; GTPase activity. The coding region runs from base 173 to 751 and encodes 192 amino acids.
UUGGGAUUUCCUUGUUGUCAAAACACAGAAUGGAUGCUGUGAUUUUAGCUAACGUUAGCUAGCUAAAUCACUUCAAAGUUACGUAGAUACCCAGUUUAUUGCAAUAAUAAUUGUAAUCUCUCCAUUUGUCCAACUCUGUCAGCUUUUAAACCAAGGUUUUUGCGUUAUCGAAAUGGGGAAAGGUUGCAAAGUUGUGGUGUGUGGUUUGGCAUCUGUAGGAAAAACAGCCAUCCUUGAACAGCUGUUGUAUGGCAAUCACGCUGUUGGUUCAGAGUCCACUGAGACCCAGGAGGAUGUGUAUGUGGCAUCGGUGGAAACGGAUCGUGGUGUAAAGGAACAGUUACGUCUCUAUGACACCAGGGGGCUCCACGACGGCCUGGACCUUCCCAAGCACUACUACUCUGUGGCAGACGGCUUUGUGCUGGUCUACAGUGUGGACAGCCUGGAGUCCUUUAAGAGGGUGGACGUCCUCAAGAAGGAAAUAGACAAGUCCAGAGACAAGAAAGAGGUGAUGGUGAUCGUGCUAGGGAACAAGACAGACCUGCGUGAGCGUCGUCAGGUGGAGCAGGAGGCAGCGCAGCAGUGGGCGCGGGGGGAGAAGGUCAAGCUCUGGGAGGUCAGCGUCACUGAGAGGAACUCUCUCAUCGAACCCUUCACCAUGCUCACCAGCCGCCUCACACAGCCUCAGAGCAAGUCUGCCUUCCCUCUUCCAGGACGCAAGAGCAAGGGCACGGCGUCCAACGACAUAUGAACUGAACUCAACCUCAAGAGCACCUAAGUUCCAAGUACUUCAGGGGGGAGAUGUUACAGAGUAGGGUUGAUGAGUUAGCCAGCCAACUUCAAUUAAUAUUCUGACUUCAUAUCACCAUGACUCUACAUUCCAUAGACAACCAACAACCCAUAUUAAGAGCUUUUUAUUUAAUUUUUUAUUGACUAGCAAAUCAAGAGAUGUAUCUUAAUGUUUAUCAAAGUGAGCUGGCUAAAUGAGUGAGCCUGCUUUGUGGUGUCAUACACCCCUCUGGUUUCAGUGUGUCCCAUCCUAUGCGAUGGCUAUAGUAGCCGCUGUACAGCAAGGUCUAGGCCCAUCUAAUGCGCCUUUAGAGUGAGGCAUAUUACCUAGUGUAUGGCCUACUACCAUAUAGUGUACGGCAUAUUACUAGAUACUACCUAGUGUAUGGCCUACUACCAUCUAGUGUACAGCAUAUUACUAAAUACUACCUAGUGUAUGGCCUACUACCAUCUAGUGUACGGCAUAUUACUAGAUACUACCUAGUGUAUGGCCUACUACCAUCUAGUGUAUGGCAUAUUACUAGAUACUACCUAGUGUAUGGCCUACUACCAUCUAGUGUACGGCAUAUUACUAGAUACUACCUAGUGUAUGGCCUACUACCAUCUAGUGUAUGGCAUAUUACUAGAUACUACCUAGUGUAUGGCCUACUACCAUCUAGUGUAUGGCAUAUUACUAGAUACUACCUAGUGUAUGGCCUACUACCAUCUAGUGUACAGCAUAUUACUAGAUACUACCUAGUGUAUGGCCUACUACCAUCUAGUGUAUGGCAUAUUACUAGAUACUACCUAGUGUAUGGCCUACUACCAUCUAGUGUAUGGCAUAUUACUAGAUACUACCUAGUGUAUGGCCUACUACCAUCUAGUGUACGGCAUAUUACUAGAUACUACCUAGUGUAUGGCCUACUACCAUCUAGUGUAUGGCAUAUUACUAGAUACUACUUAGUGUAUGGCAUAUUACUAGAUACUACCUAGUGUAUGGCAUAUUACUAGAUACUACCUAGUGUAUGGCCCGGUAGCAAUAAAAAAAACAAUGGUACGACCUUGAUCAGGUAUGUUGCUCAUGUCUGAUUAUUAAAUGUCUGUAAAUGGUUGUUUUUGUGUAUUUGUUAAUACAAAAGCUGUGUAGUUUAGCUUUGUACAUGUUUUAUUUACCUAAUUUAUUUGUCACUUUACUAAACUUAAUUCCUAGCGGGUAGGAAUGGGAUGAAAUGUGGCUUCUGUCAUGUGUCCAAAUAAUAUCCUCUCUCCUGAGGUGUACACUCGUUCAGUACUACAAACGUAGAAGCAUUGGAUUGGUGGAGGCAUAGGCCAGGAGUUUCCACCAUAUUUCUGAAAGUAGUUUUCUUUCAAUUCAGUGAAUUGAACACUGAGGAUGGAGGGAUAAUUUGAACAUUGCCUGUGUCCUUCAUGUCUUGUGUGAGACCUAGCUAAAUAAAUGUAAUAUUUUAUGCUGCUA